UCAAUAUAGAGCUAGUCAGCCCUCGCUCUGUCUAUGAGACAGCCGGUGACUGUUCUCGGUUUCCAGCCCUUAACCACAUGCGUGUCAAACUCUUGAAAUGCGCCUUCACAGCAAAGCAUUCCAUCUGGUGUGCACGGGUAUUCAUUAAUGACUGAAGCCUGGAAAAUAUUAAUGAACUUAACAGUAAAACAGAUUUUACAUUUGGACUAACCAGACAGUACGCCUGUACCAGAGACAACUACAAGAUUCAGAAGAUAGACAAGAACAGACAAGAACAGGACUACAAUGAACAUUCAGUCUGCUAUCAACAAAGAGGUCUUCAUCCCUAGUGAUGAGCGGAUGUUGGUUGCAGUGGAGGUGCGGAGGAGGAAAAGGAAGAGGUUGUCCUUCCUGCCUACUGGAGCCAAAGGCGACUACACCACAUUCAUCUGUGUUUCAGUGACAAACUCAAGGCCACAUCAGCUCCUCAUUACAAAGGUGAAGCGGUUUGGUGGCUCCUCUUCCUUUACGAGAAGGUCCCAGUGGACAGUGGAGCAGCUCCGACAGGUCAACGGCAUCAACCCCAACAAGGACAGCCCAGAGUUCAACCUGGUGUUUGACAAUGCUGUGGACCUAUGGUUGGCCAGCUCAUCAGCAGAAAAGUGUAUCUUUGUUCAAAUCCUGUACCAUGCCUGCCAGACCUACUGGGAGGGUAAAGCAGGUAGUCUUAGCAAAGUGAGCCACUGGCGGAGAGCGAGUCAGUGGGCUCACCCUGAGGUCAAAGCUAGUCCCAGCAACUGCUCGCCAGGCUCUGCAACCAGAGCCCUGCAGGCCCAACAGAAGAGCUACAUUCCUGCCAGACAGACAGAGUUCAUCAACUGCCAAUCCAAACUCACAGGAAAUGCCUGCACCAUGAAUCUGAUCAUCUACCGCUGCAAAGCCUUCUUGAAUCGCAUAAAGAAUAUAAUGGUUGCAAAGCAAAGGCGAUCACAAGUUCAAGGUCUGCGAGGGCAGCGUGCCAAAGGGAGCACUGUGGGUAAUGUUGUCCAAAGGGUGAAUGUGGUUCUUGGGGAGCGUGGAGACAGACUGACUUAUGCUGAGGACAAGACGGUGAAGCUGAUGCACAAAACCCAGCAGUUUGCUGACACCGCUCACAAGCUGGCCCUGAAGUUUUCAAAGUAGAGUCCUUUGGAGGAUGAAUGGAAUUGUUCAGGCUGUCAAACCUAAAUCCUGUAACAUGGACACUAACACUGUCUGAUGCAGUUGCGCCCAGCAGAUACAGCUUACUCCUCAUGAAUGUAUAUAACUGAGUGCAACACAGAACUAAUAAAUACUCUGUCUUUGUAUUUUUGCUCUUACUGUUGGGGACAACUCUUUCCCACAGUCUCAGAAUCAUCUGCAUCGUGUUUUAUGUAAAUGUUUUGCCUGAAUCUCCUGUCCAUUAUCAGAAAAAGAAAGCUGGACUUGUGGGGUUAAGCUGCAAUUAUUUAACAUUGUAUUUAUUUGUAUACUUUGUUUUAAACACCCCUGACAUGUAUUUUGAAGCCAGUGCACACCAAUCUGUCUCAUUGAAUUGUUUUUAUCCAUAACAUUACAUUGUUUGAAAGUGUGAAUAGUAUAUUUUCUGUAAUGUAUUUGUACAUGGCUUGGAUUUAAAUAGAUUUCAUUGUACUUCAUUUUAAAUGUGUGUGUUUCUGUGUUUCUAUGUGUUUGUGUGUCUGUGUGUCUCAAUGUCUGUGCAGAAUACAGUGCCAUGCCAUAUUGUCAAAAUUGUGUUUUAUCUAUGUUUGUAUGCAUGUGUCCUGACCACUUUGCACUGCUUUACUGUGUAAUCAUCUUUUUUUUAACUGUCUGUUAGAGAUCUUGUCAUGAGAGAGGUGAGU
Etheostoma cragini (Arkansas darter) is the source of this 1862-nucleotide messenger RNA. It is a transcript of the gene stxbp6l, whose product is annotated as syntaxin binding protein 6 (amisyn), like. The coding region runs from base 286 to 1161 and encodes 291 amino acids. The transcript is spliced from 7 exons. The record is from RefSeq and is a predicted model, not a curated record. Lineage: Eukaryota; Metazoa; Chordata; Actinopteri; Perciformes; Percidae.